Messenger RNA from Leopardus geoffroyi (Geoffroy's cat), 2773 nucleotides. RefSeq names its product cofilin 2 (gene CFL2). Gene Ontology annotation, molecular function: actin filament binding. The transcript is spliced from 4 exons. Gene Ontology annotation, biological process: actin filament fragmentation; cell motility; actin filament severing. The coding region runs from base 294 to 794 and encodes 166 amino acids. The record is from RefSeq and is a predicted model, not a curated record. NCBI's taxonomy places the organism in Eukaryota, Metazoa, Chordata, Mammalia, Carnivora, Felidae. Gene Ontology annotation, cellular component: actin cortical patch; cytoplasm; actin cytoskeleton.
ACAGCCGCGCAGCCGGCCAGGCCCGCAAGGCGCGCGCACCGGGGUCAGGUCGAGGACGCGGGCGGGGCCGGGAGGCGGAAGGGCCGGCCCGGGGCGUGUCCACGUGACUGCCCCUCCCGCCGCCCGCCGCCCGCCGCCUGCAGCCCCCCAGCUACCGCCGCCGCCUCCGCCUCUCGGGCUGCAGCUCCCGGCGUGCCCCGCACUCGCCGCUGGCCGCCCGCCCCUCCCUCUCCUCCUACCAGUGCCACAGAGCCGGAGCCGGAGCCGCCGCCGCAGCCACAGCCGCGGACACUAUGGCUUCUGGAGUUACAGUGAAUGAUGAAGUCAUCAAAGUUUUUAAUGAUAUGAAAGUAAGAAAAUCUUCUACACAAGAGGAGAUCAAAAAAAGAAAGAAAGCCGUUCUCUUCUGUUUAAGCGAUGACAAAAGACAAAUAAUUGUAGAGGAAGCAAAGCAGAUCUUGGUGGGUGACAUUGGUGAUACUGUAGAGGACCCCUACACAUCUUUUGUGAAGUUGCUACCUCUGAAUGAUUGCCGAUAUGCUUUGUACGAUGCCACAUACGAAACAAAAGAGUCUAAGAAAGAAGACCUAGUAUUUAUAUUCUGGGCUCCUGAGAGUGCACCUUUAAAAAGCAAGAUGAUUUAUGCUAGCUCUAAAGAUGCCAUUAAAAAGAAAUUUACAGGUAUUAAACAUGAAUGGCAAGUAAAUGGCUUGGAUGAUAUAAAGGACCGUUCAACACUUGGAGAGAAAUUGGGAGGCAACGUAGUAGUUUCACUUGAAGGAAAACCCUUAUAAAAUGCCAGUCAAGUGCCAUCUGGAUCUUAAGGAGCUUCCAUUUCUCCAGCUCAAUCAAUUGAAAUAGUGUUAGGUGUUUUUUGUUUUUGUUUUUGUUUUUUUUCUCUUCCCACUGGGUCCUUCCAAUACAGUGAAUGAAGGAAAUACCAUUCAUGUAAGCAGCCUAUCAGUGAUUGCCAUUAGACUGUUUAAUACUGUUACUUUUAUGUAGAACCCAAGGAAUGCCUUCCCAUCAUAUUUUAGCCAAAACAACUGGUUAUAUGCCUCCCUUGCAGCAAGCACUACAAUGAAAGUGAUUGUCAAUGUGAAUAGCUUAGAAUACUGCAAAGGGUAAGCUGAUUGAAUGCCUUGAAAGUAUUAUCCACUGGUCAGAUGGUAAACUUUAUUCAGUAUUAUUUAUAGUUGCACUUGAUUGCAGUUUUGUGAGGCUCGAGCAUUCAUACACCUCACCUGCCUUGGCAAGCCUAUUUUUGUGACAUGGCAGCACAGAUAUAACACUAUGCAUUGAAAGCACUUUUUUUGUAAUGAGUUUAACUCACCCUCCCUCCCCCAAAAGGAAUGCCAAUUAGGUUUUGUUAACGGUGUCAUCGACUUAUCCUAGUACCUCAGUAUUCAUUCCUGUUACCUGCAUAUCUUAAAAGAAACAGCUGUUAAUGCCUUUUUGUUUUCCAUUGAGUGUACACUACUGAAUAAGUGUAGGAGUUUAUGUUUACCAUGUAAGUUUUGCAACACUAAAAAUAUUUUGAAUAUCAGUCAUGAUGGCAAUUUCUGUAUAAAAGAGCCUUAAAUGGAACAUUGUUUUUGAGAUCAAACUCCCUACCCUCACAAAAAUGGCCACGUCGCAAUAAAAAUUGUGGCAUAUUACAGAACGUUGCCUUGUUUUCCUUGGACAUUUUGCAAAAUGUUAUGUGAAGCAACUUUUAGAGUAAACAGCUAUUACUAAUCUUUGCACUGGUCAUUUAAGAAUUUUUUUGUACAACAUUCAUGCAUGAUAUUUUCCAGUUUGUUGAGUUUAAAAAAUAUUCUAUCCUAAAGCCAACAAAUAGAAAAUAUUGUUACAGAGGGAUACUUUUAUAAACAUUAGUUUAUUUAUUUCCUUAUAUGUUAAUAUGAAGAUCAGAAGUUAUUUUUUGCACUUUGACAUAAAUAUUCUUCAAUACCAGAUUUGUUUUCUGGAUAAAUUAGGGUAGUUAUUUUUUAAUUCAUGUUUACGUUUCUAAGUAACUGAGUAGUAGAAGCAGGAAGCUCUUAACUGCAUAUUUGGUCAUGAUGAAAGUAAUUUAUAAAAUGUCCUUCAAAAGUUAAUAAUACUUCUCGUGUUUAGGACCUUUCAUUUCAGCUAUUAUUUCUUAAUACAUCUUGCAAAUUGGGAAAAAAAAAUGAUGUAGCAAUCUUAAGUAUUAGUAGUGAGAUUUGGCUGUGGUCCAGACUGCUCUCCUUAUAGAGAAUUUGAUCUGCUCAGUGUGAGCAGUUUGCUGUUAGCCAGAGCUAUUUAUGGCAAACACAUGCUUUUGUAUCUUGUCAUAGUUAUCCACAAAUGGCAAAACUGGACUUGAUUCUACUGGUAUGCAAAACAGGCAUGCUAGUAAGCAGUCAAUCGUGGCUUAGAACUUAACCCCAUAGCUCUGAAGAAUGCUCUUAUCAGAAAACAGGAAACAAAAAUUCUUCCUUUUUUUUUUAACAUGUGUUAGUAACUUGAGUACAAUUAGGUAUUUUCCCAUAUUAUCAGAAGAUUUUUAAAGGUGAAAACAAAAGUAGGACUUAAAUGUUUAGGCUUCCAUUUAAAAUUAUAUGAAUGGCUUGGGAUCUUUUGCACUGAGCUAUCUUAUUUCAGGCUUCCAGCUGUCCCUUUGAGUUAUCCUGGACAUUUUGAUGGUUUUUUGGUAAGGCUGAACUCAUAAGGAAAGUAUGAGAAUACUGACAUAUACCGAACCGUAUAUGUAACUGAUUCUUAGAAUUUUCAUUAUUUUCCUCAUUCU